UGGGGACGGUGGAGGGCAGACCGCUAGCACCCGGAGUCUGCUGGCGCCCGCCCGGCUGCGCAUCCACCCUGGGCUCCUGGGCAGAGGAGGCGCGGCAAAGACUGGUGGAAUUGUAUUUGAUUUUAUUAUUUAUUUAAUGAAAACCUCUCUUGAUUGAUCGUUGCUGUUGUUGUAAGAAGAAAAUCAUUUACAAGAAGGAUCGCUGAAGAGCAUAGCAAUUAACAGAAAAAGUGCUUAACAGCCUCGGCCAGCAAUUCCCUGCCCAGUUAGUGAGUGUGGGCGGUGAAUGUGGAUGAGCCCAAGUGGAAUGUUCUGAGGGGCACAGCCGAGCCUUUCCUGAGGCUCCACAACUUGUACUCCACCCCGCGCUGCGCCAGGCAGGCCGCCCUGCCCAGGCUGAGCCGCCGGGUGGUCAGCCAGCACUCCUACCCGCUGAAUCGCUUCUCCUCCGUGCCCUUGGACCCUAUGGAGCGCCCCACCUCCCAGGCGGACCUCGAGCUGGAUUACAACCCUCCCCGCGUGCAGCUCAGCGAUGAGAUGUUCGUCUUCCAGGACGGGCGGUGGGUGAACGAGAACUGCCGCCUGCAGUCGCCGCACUUCUCUCCCUCCUCCUCGUUCCACCACAAGCUGCACCACAAGAGGCUGGCCAAGGAGUACCUGCUGCAGGAGGAGAACAAGGCCCUGCGGGAGGAGAACAAGGGCCUGCGCGAGGAGAACAAGACCCUCCGCAAGGAGAACAAGAUCCUGCAGAUAUUCUGGGAGGAGCACAAGGCCACGCUGGGCCGGGAGGAGAGCAGGGCCUCCUCGCUGCUGCUGCACAAGGACAGCGUGGCCCUGGAGGUGGUGAAGAAGGACCCGGCCCUGCAAGCACACCGCGGCAAGGAGACCAGCACCCUCCAGCUGCUCCGCGAGGAGAACCGCGCCCUGCAGCAGCUGCUGGAGCAGAGGAAGGCCUUCUGGGGCCAGGCCGAGGAGAAGGCGGCGCCCAUGGAGGAGAACAAGCGGGCGCCCUCGCCCCACGAGGAGCCGCACGGCCCCGGGCUGCUGCCGGAGCAGGGCCCGGGCCUCGCCUCCCCCUUCGAGGAGCCCAAGGGGUCCGCCACCCCGCAGGAAGACUCCAAGACGCUCCGCGCCCUGCGCGAGAUGGUCAGCAACCUGUCGGGGUCCUGCGGGGAGGAGGAGGGCAAGGCGGGCCCCGGCCUGCCGGACGGGAGCCAGUGCUUGGAGCUGCUGAGGGAGAUGAACCAGGCGCUGCAGGCGCUGCGGGAGGAGAACCAGAACCUGCAGGUACUGCGCGAGGAGAACCGGCUCCUGCAGGAGGAGAACAGGGCGCUGCACGUGCUGCGCGAGGAGCACCGGCUCUUCCAGGAAGAGAACAAGGCCCUGUGGGAGAACAACAAGCUGAAGCUGCAGCAGAAGCUGGUCAUCGACACGGUGACCGAGGUCACCGCCCGCAUGGAGAUGCUCAUUGAGGAGCUCUAUGCCUUCAUGCCGGCUAAGAGCAAGGACCCCAAGAAGCCCAGCAGGAUCUGAGGCCGCCCAGGCGCCGCGGAGGCACCGAGCUUCCGGCACAGAAGACUCCGGCGAAGAAAACCUCCUGCCUCUCUUCUGUCUUCUCGCCUUCCCCCACCAGUUCGUGCCUGUUGAAGAGCAGAGUUACGAGCCUUCCUAAACUCAGAGUAGUAAUAAAGGCGUGAGGAGGCUGGGGCCAGUUAACACCAA
Equus caballus (horse) is the source of this 1722-nucleotide messenger RNA. It is a transcript of the gene CBY2, whose product is annotated as chibby family member 2. Lineage: Eukaryota; Metazoa; Chordata; Mammalia; Perissodactyla; Equidae. The record is from RefSeq and is a predicted model, not a curated record.